Closterium sp. NIES-67 is the source of this 746-nucleotide messenger RNA. The record is from the annotation of a GenBank genome assembly. NCBI's taxonomy places the organism in Eukaryota, Viridiplantae, Streptophyta, Zygnematophyceae, Desmidiales, Closteriaceae.
UCAAGGGGCUGCGAGGAGAUCGUGUGUUAUGGGAUUUACACGAAAGCAGAGAUGUCUUCAGAUCCAUGUGGCACAUCCCUGCGCUGAUAUGGGAAUCAACAAAGAAGGAGUUGGGAGCAGUAAAGGCAGGAUCUGGAGUCCAGGGGGAGUGCAAUGCAGUUAGUGCUGCAGGAGUGGCGGUUUCUGCAAGGUCGGGGGAGACUGAUUGGGAAACCGCACACAAGCGUCUAGGGCAUGUGGCUAUGCCAUUGCUGCAGCAACUGCAUAAGGAAGAAGCAGUAAAGGGGCUGAAGCUUUCUGGGCAACCGAAUGAUACCAAGUGCGAGACGUGUCUGCUGAGCAAGUUCACACGGUUCCCCUUUCACGGCGUAGCUGGGAAAAGCAAGGCAGCACUGGAACUGGUGCACAUGGACCUGGUAGGACCUUUUCCAGUUCAAGGAAGAAAGGGGGAAAGAUACUUCCUAACAAUAGGACAGUACAUCCACACCUUGGCUGAGAAGUACUCUCUGCAGGAAGAACAGACAGUGGUCACACCUUUGCCUUCCGAGUUCAAACUCAUAAAGGCAGCUGAAGGAGAAGGAGUUGAGUGUGAAGACCAGAGGCAAUUCCAAUCCAUGGAGGCUCUUGAAGGAGAUCGGCCAUGAACAGACUUGUGCGACACCUCUGUUCAGUGAUAGCAAGAGAGCCAUUGCCAUGGCACGCAAUGUAGUUCUUCAUGGGCUGAACAAGCACAUGAGGAUUAAGUG